Molecule: messenger RNA, 3240 nt
Organism: Triticum urartu
Lineage: Eukaryota; Viridiplantae; Streptophyta; Magnoliopsida; Poales; Poaceae
Product: transcription factor GTE9
Molecular function (GO): protein binding
Source: RefSeq, a predicted model, not a curated record
GCGAGCGGCACAGCGAAGAGAGAGAAAGAGACGGGGACAGAGGAGAGAGAAACCCCAGGUCUCGCCGCCUCGCCUUCAUCCGCUUUCGCCUCGCCGCCUCCGCGCCGCCCUCCGUUUCGAGGAGGAGGAGGAGGAGGAGGGGGAGCUCCAGUGCUCGCGCCGCAGCGGCGGCGGCGGCGCCGGGUGCCUGCGCGAAGGCCUCGAGAUCUCGCGGCGGCGCCGCCGGCUUUGUGUGGUGGUUGUGGUGGGUGCGGCGCCGUCUGCUCGGUGAGUUGGCUCGAUCUCUCGCCGCGGCGCUUCCAAUUGAGCUGCUCCGCCCCCCGAAUCGAGGGUUUUGGAGGCCUCCUGCUCUUGGCGGCCGUGCAAUAAACUAACCUCUCGCUUCGGGGGGUUAGGGUUAGGUUUUGGCUGAAUUGUGGUGGAUUUGGGUGGCCCAGGCGGCGCAUUGCGCUCGCGAGCAGACUGGUCUGCGGGUUCCGCCACGCAAUGAUGGGGAAGACGCAGAAGUUCUCCAAGGGGCACCCUCUCGGUUUCGUGCCGGACUACCGAUAUGGGGUGGAAACUGUGGGGGUGUCAAAGGGCCUUGGGAAUCCUGCAAGAAGUGAAGCCAAGAGAAAAUGCAUCAACCUCAAUACGGACGAGGGGGCUGAUGCUCCCGGAUUUAAUGUGCCGCGGGUGGUCUUUGAGUUGCCGAGGAUGUCGGCCUCGGAUAGGAAUGAGCUGGAGAUGAGGCUCCGUGACGAGCUCGAGCAGGUGAGGGCCCUCCAGAGUAGGUUGUUUUCAAGAGGGGCUACGACGAGCAUGAAUGGUGGGACUGCGUCGGCUCCCAGAGGUGAUUUCAACAGCAAUAAAAAGGAUGGGAAGCUCAGGAGGAGCAAUUCAGUGCAGUCUGGCAGAGGAUUACCGCCAUCAGUUGCCCAACCUGUAGUCAGCUCCAUUAACUACACAGCAUCGUUUAAAAAAUGCCAGGAGCUUCUGAAGAACCUUAUGAAGCAUCGCUCUGCAGGCCCGUUUGUUAUGCCAGUUGAUCCUGUGAAGUUGUGUAUCCCUGAUUAUUUUGAUAUAGUCAAGCACCCAAUGGAUUUGGGUACUAUACAGAAAAAGCUGAAUGCAGGUGUGUACCCUACACCUUGGGAGUUUGCCGCAGACGUGAGGCUUACUUUUAGCAACGCUAUACUUUAUAACCCAGUCGGUAAUGCAGUUAACAUAAUGGCCCAGACUAUGAGCAGUGUUUUUGAACCUAGAUGGAAGCCUAUCGAAAAGAAGCUUCCUCGACCAGAUGAGGAACUCUCUGCAAUUGAGCCUUCAAAAAAUGAUGCAGUUGAGAAAAAUAUUGUUGACAACAAAGAGCCUUUUGAUAGAAGACCUUCAAAUAAAGGUGCAUAUAAGAAAAACACCUUUCAAAAAGAGGAGGUGGUUGCCAAGCCAGUUUUGCACCCGAAGAAGAGGAAAGCCUCUCCUUUGGUUCAGGAUGCUCCAGUAGCAUCAGUGAUACAGAUGGCUCAGGUGGCUGAGGAGGUUCCAGUGGUACAAACUGCUAUGGGAAUGAUGACAGAUGAACAAAAGGUUGCUCUAAGCGUAAGACUACAAUCAUAUGGUGGAUUCAUUCCAGAACAUGUAGUUGAGUUCAUAAAGAGGCAUGUUAAUGAUGAUAAUGAUGCUGAUGAAGAUGAGUUGACUAUUGACAUGAACGCUCUCAGCGAUGAUACCCUGUUUGAAUUACAGAAGCUUCUUGAUGACUAUGAUAGAGUAAAUCAGUCUGGAAAUCCUACAAAAGAUGAGCCUCAAGAAGUUGAGUUCCAAAGUGAAUAUGGACUUGCCAACUUAUCAAUGCAUCAUGAAGGCAAUGAGCUUGUUGAGGAAGACAUUGAUAUUGGUGGGAACGAUCUUCCACCUUUAACAUACCCCCCUGUGGUAUUUGAAAGUGAAACGGCAGACAGAAGCAGCAAACAUAGUUCUUCUAGCAGUUCUAGUAGUGAGUCAGGAUCAUCCUCCAGUGGUUCGGAUUCGAGUAGCUCUUCUGGAAGUGAUUUGGGUGCCAAAGUUCCUUCGACAAACAUCGGGGCUAAGGAGAACGUACUACCCGUGUUUAGCUUGGACCAAGAGAACGAUUCACAGGAUACAUUGAAUAUACAAGAACAAUGUGCUGACCGUGUACCUAUUUCUGCUGAUGAUGAGGAGGAGAACGUGUCUGAUAAAAAAUACCGAGCUGCCCUUUUGAAAAGCCGCUUCGCUGAUACAAUUCUCAAAGCUCGUGAGAAGGCUCUUGAUCAGGUGAAGGAUCCUGAGAAAGUUCGGCGCGAGAGGGAGGAGCUUGAAAGGUUACAAAGGGAAGAGAAAGCUCGGUUACAAGCUGAGGCUAAAGCUGCUGAGGAAGCUCGCAAGAGGGCUGAAGCAGCAGCCGUUGCUGAGGCUGCUGCAGAAGCUAAACGCCAAAGAGAGCGUGAAAGAGAAGCAGCUCGUAAAGCCUUGCAGCAGAUGGAGAAAACUGUAGAAAUCAAUGAAGGGAACCUCUUCCUGAAAGAUUUUGAAAUGCUUGGAACAGUCACAGGUGAACAGAAUCUCAACUUGGUCGGUGAAAUGAGUCCAAGCCGUACACCUGAGCCCCUCGGAUUUCAACUUGGGGGCAACCCCCUAGAACAGCUUGGAUUGUAUAUGAAAAAUGACGACGAAGAAGACGAGGAAGUCGAGUCCGCAGAUGAACCAACAGUUGAUGUUGAGGAGGGCGAAAUAGACUGACAGCUUAUGGUGCAUUUUCAGUGAUAAUCUGAGUGGAGCCUGUGGCGUGACUGGACCGGAUAACUGUUUUUUGAUGUUUUUGAUAUAUGAAGUGCACAUCACCCUGGCGGUUCCAUUCCUCUACAGAACUUAUGAGCUGCACAAGUUUUUGGAGCAAAAUAUGGUUGAUCAAAUGUAGUAGCAGGCACUGGAACCAGUCUUCAUGCAUGCGGGGUCCCAUGGAGUCAGCCCAUCUUUGGAUGGGUUCAUUGGUAGCCAUGAUGAAGUAAUGGACGCCCCUGUGCUUUUCUGGAUGGAUAUCUGGAAGAUGAUACUGAGGGAAAGGGGGGUGUUAGGGGGGAUGGGUGGGGUUGAGGUGGGGUGCGUCCCUGGCUCUUAUAGAACAACUAAUGUGAGCCGUUUUGGGGUAGUUUCGGUGACAUUUCAUGUUGUGAAUGUAAUCCUGGAAACUGUACAAAGAGGUUGCCUGAUAGAUGGAAAACCGUUCUUUUUUCUUCUGCA